AUUGUGAGUGAGCUGAAAUGUCAUAAUAACAUAAUAACAACAACAAACAUCUUCAACAAACAAACUGGUGUCUUAUACAAUAGCUUGCAUUAAAGUAGCCUGGGCAUACCUAGUCUACUUUACAAUACGAACAUAAACAACCGAAACAACGUGUUAUUUGAAGGUUUAAAUAUUUGAGGCAAAGCCUAUGACUGUGAAAGGCAAUGCUUGAAAUAACUAUCGACUUACCUGCAUUGCUGUCGAACGAUCCUCCUUCCGAAUGACGUCAAAACAGUUGAAAGUUGCUCCGACUGCUAUUCUAGAGAAAAAAGAGAGGACCCUUCGCCGGGAAAAGAGAGAGUGCCAGCGCAACUAAGUCCCACCCAAACAGGCUACACCUAUUACCUCCCCCUGGACGUAAAACGGGGUUAGAUACAUCACACAAACUUAGUAUUGUUCGCCCAAGACUAUGGACAAGUUUCUCCUGCAAUUUCAUUGAAUAUAACACAUUUUGGAAACAAUGCGACCUGGAACUGGAAUAGUUAUUGCUGCCUUGUUCAGCCUGGGCUGCAGCAUGACACUGACAGCGGACAAGAAAGUGUGUCAGGGGAUCAGCAACAGGUUGACGCUGCUGGGGACUGUAGACGACCACUACAACAACCUGGUGAGGAUGUACAGCAACUGUACCGUGGUCCUGGAGAACCUAGAGCUCACCUACAUCCAGGACUACCACGACCUGUCCUUCCUCAAGUCCAUUCAGGAGGUUGGGGGCUAUGUUCUGAUCGCCGUCAACAAGGCAGCCAUCAUCCCACUGGAGAACCUGCGUCUGAUCCGAGGACACUCCCUCUACGACAACAAGUAUGCCCUGGCUGUCAUGUCCAACUACGAGAAGAACCACUCCUCUGUGACCCUUAACUACACACGGGGCCUGAGGGAGCUGAUGCUGAGAGGACUGACAGACAUUCUCAAGGGAGGGGUGAAAAUUGCCCACAAUCCUUUGCUGUGUAAUGUGGAGACCAUCCAAUGGUGGGACAUGGUAAACAAGGCCGGCAACCCCAGUAUGGAGUUCAAACUGGAGAGCUAUGGCCGUUACUGUGGCAAGUGUGACCCUGGAUGCUACAAUGGAUCAUGCUGGACACCAGGACCAGAGAACUGUCAAACAUUUACCAAGCUGAAGUGUGCAGAGCAGUGCUCUGGAAGGUGUAGGGGUCCUAAACCAAGUGACUGCUGUAACGAACACUGUGCUGCAGGCUGCACCGGCCCUAGGCCUACAGAGUGCCUGGCCUGCAGAGACUUCCAGGAUGAUGGCACAUGUAAGGAUGCCUGCCCUCCUACCAUGAUCUACAAUCCCAACACCCACCAGCUGGCUUCCAACCCUAACGCCAAGUACACGUUCGGGGCCACUUGUGUGAAGACCUGCCCACAUAACUAUGUGGUGACGGACCACGGGGCAUGUGUCCGAACAUGCAGUGGCAACACACACGAGGUGGAGGAGAAUGGUGUCAGGAGGUGCAAGAAGUGUGACGGAAUCUGUCCAAAAGUGUGCAAUGGACUUGGAAUGGGGCCGCUUACUGCCGUCUUGUCAAUCAACGCCUCUAACAUUGAUUCUUUCAAAAACUGCACCAAAAUCAAUGGCGAUGUUUCAAUAAUUGGAACCUCUUUGAAUGGUGAUAGGUACACAUCAACACCAAAAAUGGACCCUGCCAAACUGGAUUAUUUCAGAACUGUGAAGGAAAUUUCAGGGUUUCUGCUCAUACAAGCUUGGCCAAAGCACCUUGAUUCUCUCAGUGCAUUUGAAAACCUGGAGAUUAUCAGGGGAAGGACCAAACAGUUUGGUCAGGUGAGUUUUGCUGCCCUCAACGUGGCCCAUCUGAAGUAUCUAGGCCUCCGCUCCCUACGAGAGAUCAGCGAUGGCAACAUUGUGGUGAAGAACAACCCCCACCUCUGCUACACCAACGGAGGCCACUGGAAUGGCCUGUUCAGACUGGACAAACAGUUCGCAAGGGUGGACAACAACGCCAACAUCAGCACAUGUGCCCAGCUGAACAGUACCUGUGAUGACAUGUGCACUAAGGAGGGCUGCUGGGGGCCCGGUCCAACCAUGUGUUUAACCUGCCUGUACUACGCCCGUAGGGGCCGCUGUGUGGGGGCCUGUCACGUACUGGAGGGGGCGCCAAGAGAGUAUGUGUUGAACAACAUGUGCCUAGAGUGUGACCGAGAGUGUAUGGUGAAGAAUGGAACCGGAAGCUGCUUUGGAUCUGGCCCUGACAAGUGUGUGGAGUGCACCCACGUCAAAGAUGGCCCCCACUGUGUCUAUCGGUGCCCACGUGGCGUUCUCGGGGACGUGGACAGGCCCAUCUGGAAAUACGCUGACAAGAACAGAGAAUGUCAGCUCUGCCAUGAGAACUGCACCGACGGAUGCUCUGGACCUGGACUGAAUGGCUGCAAUGCCAGAGGUGGUCCCGUGCCGUCGGCGGUGGCUGCCAGUGUGGUGGGAGGCCUCCUGGUGUUUGUGGUCCUGGCCUUGGGUGUGUUCGUGCUAGUCCGCAGACGUCACAUCGUCAGGAAGAGGACGCUGCGCCGCCUGCUGCAGGAAAGAGAGUUGGUUGAACCCCUGACCCCAAGUGGAGAGGCACCCAACCAGGCCCUGCUCCGCAUUCUGAAGGAGACCGAGUUUAAGAAGAUCAAAGUGUUGGGAUCAGGGGCCUUUGGAACUGUCUUUAAGGGCGUGUGGAUUCCUGAGGGAGAAAACGUGAAGAUCCCUGUUGCCAUUAAGGUUUUGAGAGAGGCCACAUCUCCCAAAGCCAACAAGGAGAUUCUAGACGAGGCCUAUGUGAUGGCCAGUGUGGAGCACCCCCACGUAUGUCGUCUGCUGGGCAUCUGCCUGACGUCCACGGUGCAGCUCAUCACCCAGAUCAUGCCCUAUGGCUGCCUGCUGGACUAUGUCAAGGAGAACAAGGACCUCAUCGGCUCCCAGUGCCUACUCAACUGGUGUGUACAGAUCGCAAAGGGUAUGAACUACCUGGAGGAGCGUCACCUGGUGCACCGUGACCUGGCGGCCAGGAACGUUCUGGUGAAGACGCCUCACCAUGUGAAGAUCACAGACUUUGGACUGGCCAAGCUGCUCACCGCCGACGAGAAGGAGUACCACGCUGAUGGGGGAAAGGUGCCCAUAAAGUGGAUGGCACUGGAGUCCAUCCUUCACUGGACCUAUACCCAUCAGAGCGAUGUGUGGAGCUACGGUGUGACAUUGUGGGAGCUGAUGACAUUUGGGUCGAAGCCCUACGAUGGCAUCCCGGCCAGGGAGAUCGCUGGAGUCCUGGAGAAAGGAGAGCGCCUACCUCAGCCCCCCAUCUGUACCAUAGACGUCUACAUGAUCAUGGUCAAAUGCUGGAUGAUCGAUGCAGACAGCAGACCACGGUUCAGGGAGCUCAUCUCGGAGUUCUCCAAAAUGGCCCGGGAUCCAUCUCGCUAUCUGGUCAUUCAGGGAGAUGAUUGCAUGUACCUGCCCAGUCCCACGGACUCUAAGUUCUACCGUAGCCUGAUCAGUACAUCAGAGGACAUGGAGGAUGUGGUAGAUGCCGAGGAGUAUCUUCUCCCCGACAAGACCACCCAGCACCACAACUCAGGGAAUGGCCAUCUGAUGAGAGAGAACAGUGUGAUCCUUCGCUACAUCACAGACCCCACCCUCAGUGGUUCUCUAGAGAAAGACAUCACAGACCCCACCCACGGUGGUUCUCUAAAGAAGGACAUCACAGUCCCCACCCACGGUGGUUCUCUAGAGCAAGAUCUCUCUGCUCUUCCAGAGUACAUGAACCAGAACACCAAGCUCUCUGAUGUCUUCAACCCCAACUAUGAGGACCCCAGCGAGCCAGCCUGGGCUACUCGGACCUCCUCUGGGUACGACCCAGACAACAAGUUCUUCAACUCCCUGCCGCGCGUGCCGGAGGGACCCGAGUAUCUCAACAUGGCCCGCAGUACCCUCCCUCGCUCUGUAUGUGAGAGCAUGGACAACCCAGACUACCAGGAGGACUUCCUGCCUCAAGCCACCCCCACCAGUAGUCACUUCCUGCCUGCAGCAGAGAACCUGGAGUACCUUGGAUUGAGCGCUGCUGUACACACCCCUGUACGCUAGAGGACUCCCCCACAGAACACAGGGGACAGUGAGGAACAAUGGGACCUGAGGAAACUUGGAUGGAGACAGAUGUGGGACAUCAGUGAGGUUUUGGAGGAAUUUCUCAUGUGGUUGUCCCUUUAUUUCUGGAGGGAAUAGGCUUCAUGGAGAUGUCAGCCAUGAACUGAUGCUCCUGGAAAAUAUGUUCUCUAUUUCAAAUCCACGGAUCAACCAUCCAUUUAGAUGACUUUGAGUGACUUUCCGAUCAGAAGAAUGAGCCAAAGCCUUGACAUAACAAUUAUGUCAUGCAAAUAAAUUUGACAGUCCGGGUCGAGUGUGUGGAACAGUUUUUUAUUUUAUUUGUCUUGCCAUGAAAUGUGAAGAGGACGGGGUAGACACAGACCGCUAAGGCUGGACACUGAUGGACCGUGUGCUUACAUUGUAUUGUGGACAUCAUUCUUUACAGCUCUGUUCUCUGGUUGUACACACUUGAAUGCCAAGACUCAAUUUGGUGUAACAAGCUACCGGUAACUAACAGGGUCAAUCCAAAGGCUUUUAGAAAAUUACACAGAUGUAUAGAUUGUGUAGAUCAAUGCGUCUCGCACAAGACCCAGAAGACAGUAAAUAACUAUUUAUUCUAGGUUAUUUGGGUUUCACACUGUCUUGGAAAGAUAAGACUUACCUCUUACUAGUAUUAAUCAUUUAAAUUAGGCCGUAGUAACCAUAAAGACAUACAUUUAUGGCUCAAUUCAAUCUGGAUCGCUGAAGCGUUACUGAUUGCGGAAUAGAAAUGUAAAGGUCAUUUCAAAUCAAGCUGACAUCUGCAGUGUUUACUGUGAAUGCAGGGGACAUUGCCUUUAAAAUGUCAAAUCACCCAAUAAACGCUGAACUCCAGCGAUGCAGAUUGAAUAGAGCCCAACAUAUGUGAUAGUAACUUUGUUUUCUGAUGAGAAUCGUCAUUGCCGUGGUGACAAUAUAAAGUAAUACAAUACUGAACAGGUACUUCACUGGAAGAGUACAAAUAUAUACUAUAAAGUACCAUAACUACACAAAUGUACAGCCAAUGUUAACAUAUUGAAUCUCUUUCGGGUUAAGGUGUUGAUGCUGUAUCUAGAGGUUAUAUUCUGCUACCAUCAGUGUUCUCUCUUCACUUUCCUUAGAUACUGAGGCUGAUGGGGAAAGAAGCUCACCAAACAGUGUAUGGUAUUGAAUGGUUGUUGCAGACGUUUAAGCUGAAUUUAAAUUGUUGUCUAUACCCGUUUAUUACUAUUGAAAUGUUGGUGUCAGUCACAAGCCUGGGCUGACAAUUCAAUUUUGAUUGUCAUUCUUGGACUUGCAAUAAUUGGGUCAGAUAUUCAAAAGAGCAAUGUAAUUAAAUGUUUACACAUAGUGACCUAGUAAAAUGCCCUUUCCAGAUUUUAAGCACAAAUCAUUGUCAACGUAUUCUCCACUUAAAAUAGCGUUGAAUAGGUGUUAAAUAAUGUAUAUGUACUUUUGAAUGUGCACUAGUUUACUUCCAUCAUUGUCAAUAAUGGAUAAAACCUACUACUGUGAACUAAAGUAUGUUAAGUGUUGGUUUUAGAUUCACAAUAGCUCACUGGCAAUGAAGAUACAUAAUUUUGGGAAAAAUAUUACUUAUGCGGAUUGUUUGAAAGGGAACAUUGAACCCUAAAAAUGUACAAAUGCUAGAAAUGUUUACAAUACAUAAAGCAUACAGCAUUGUUCAUUGUAAGGGUCUAGUUGAGGACGAGAACGUCAAGUGUGUCAUAUAGACUCUUCGCUCUUGUUAACAAUAGAUGUAGUCACAUUGUUUGUGAAAUUCCUUAAUGACUAACAAAACCAAAAUGUGAUACAUUGGUGGUUGUUUUAACAACCUAUGAUUCUGUCGAUCUCUGAAUUGCACAUCCACAUGCAAAUUCAAUUUCUGUUCAUAUGGUAUGAAGGUACAAUACCAAUUCAAAUGUAUUUCACUAGAAGUUAGUCUUAAGCAAUGUUAGGUUAGAUACUUGUACGUAAAUGAGCAUUUCCUGGAAAUCCCUUCACCGUGACUCUUUCCAUUGCCUUUUUUGAACCAAUAACAGAGGCGGCUCAUGCCCUGUUUUUGUGAUUGUGUAUGAUAGUGGUUAGAAGGCUAAUGCAUGCAAGUAGAAGAAAGUUGGCAAUUCAACUCAAUCAAGCAGUUGGUAAUUGUGAGACUACUACACUCUCUUUGAGCCAAAAGUGUUUGACACGUUACCAUGACAUUCUUCCUGUGUUUGUAUACUGUAUCUAGUAGUAUUGUGUUUAGGAGAUCACUUUCAAUUGUGCACUUCACACAUUAAAAAAAUGACACCGUUCCACUAUGUCCUAGAUGCUACGAUGCUGUAAAAUAAAGUUUAAUCUACACUGUA
Messenger RNA from Salvelinus namaycush (lake trout), 6483 nucleotides. Its product is annotated as melanoma receptor tyrosine-protein kinase-like. The record is from RefSeq and is a predicted model, not a curated record. The transcript has 27 exons. Gene Ontology annotation, biological process: multicellular organism development; negative regulation of apoptotic process; protein phosphorylation. Gene Ontology annotation, molecular function: epidermal growth factor receptor activity; ATP binding; epidermal growth factor binding. NCBI's taxonomy places the organism in Eukaryota, Metazoa, Chordata, Actinopteri, Salmoniformes, Salmonidae. The coding region runs from base 500 to 4114 and encodes 1204 amino acids. Gene Ontology annotation, cellular component: signaling receptor complex; basal plasma membrane.